UGCCUACGUCAAUUAGUGUAAACAGAGCGCCAAUAGGAUAAGCUGCUGCUGCCUGCGAACGGAGUGGCGAAAGAGGAGCGGAUUGAGCUUUGAUCGGCGUUCUUUACGUGUGAACUUGUUGACGAGAGCAGUGAGAAUUUCGUACUCAGCGUGCAGCGAGCAGCAGCGACAGCAGCAGCAGGGCAGAGGAGCGCGAUUUCGCGAUUUUUGGCUCGCACUCGAAACGGCAAAACAGAACGGCGUGGAUUCCCCAGUGUAGGAAAAUAAUAACAGAAACAAAAGUGCACAUGUAGUAUUGACGCUAUUGGUUCGUGUGUUCAGCUCGCAAACGUCAAAUGGUCACAUCGCAGAUGAGUCGUUUCGAUGGUUUUCAGGCGGUGAAUAUUAAUAAAUCAUGAUAGUAUGAACGAAAAUGGGUGGCACGAGUGUGACGGAACCGUGAACGCCCGGUGAAAAUUAUGGUGGGCUGUGGUUUGGAGCGGAAAAGCGAUUAGAUCGAAGAAAAAGUCUCGAAAUUGACAUUGAACGUGAACUAGCUCAUGGACGCAGGUUGGGAAAGGGCAUGGAUUGAAACGAAGGAAGGAAAAGAAAUGUGUUCGAAGUGAGCGCGCAGAAGGCCUUGAAUUAGACUGUGAAGGAUACGUCCAAGGACUACCGUCAUAGCAACCAGCACGCGAGCAUGACGUGAGAACCCUUUGCUGGUUCAUGGCAUGCUGAGUUCGUUCGACCACAUUAAUGCCAGUAACCGAGUGAACUGGUCCUGAGUUGUAAGUAAAGGGAUAGCGAGUUCUAUUGCCACAGUUUAUCGUUGCUGUAAGUCGGAAGGGUGCUCGACUGAAAUGUGAUACCACCCCACUUGAAGGUGUAUGAGUGAGUGCUCGGUGCAUACGACGGGCGUUGUUGUUGUUUUUGUUUCGUGAGUGUUGGCCCUCUCUCGGUGUCAGUGACAUAUAUACGCUUUGGGUUUCGUUCUAUAUGUACGUGCUCCCUCUCAACCGAGUAGGCUGGCUGGCUGGUUCAGUGUGUUUAUGUGCUGGUUUUAUUUUUGUGUUUAAUGCGUGAUUUACAAGUCAACAGCACUCUGACAUCGGUGUGUAUGUUUUGGUGUACACACAGGCGGCAGCAGAUCUUAUUUUGAGUUUCCGAAAAUAUUGACCUUGAACUCGCGCGCUCGGUUCGCACAUCAGAGUAAGCGAGCAGGAAGGGGAGCAAAAAACAACGAGAGCACACAAAGUAUGGUGAAAAUAUUCGAUUUAUCCGUGCCUACUGCUAUGUGGUGGUGAGUGAGGUGAGAAAAAAACUCGUGUGUGUUUGAAUGUUGAAUUAUUUUUUCCGAACCGAGACAGAGGCCAAGUUCAGCUCCUUAUUUUCACGAAAGGCCUCUAAUUUAUCAAUAAUUCUUUUUAAGUUCGUGGAUGCAAAAGAGAGAAAAGGAGAAUGUAGAAUAGUGUGUCGCUCGGUCAGAGCCAGUGCCAGUGUCGUAAUUACAGAAGAAAAUUAUCUAGUAAAAUGCAGUGCUUAAACAAACUCGCUCAGGACGAGAAGGAUUCACUGGAAAUAAAGACAUUCGUGAUAGGUGACAACCAGCGAAUAAUGUAUUCACCACGUAGUGCGGAGCCGAAGAAAUCUGUCAAACUAGCAAUUGGCGUUCCCCAAUCGGCAUCUGCGUCAUCCUCGAUGGUGACCUCCAAUGGUCAUCACCAACAGCAGGAUCGGGCCAGGAUUCAAAUAAUCGCAAAGUCUUCGAAUAAGCCAUGUGAAAAUGUGGCACCUAUUCAGGCACAGGAAGUACACGUCAUACGGGAUGGUCGUUUCUAUGACCUUCAUCAUAACCAUGCGUCUCCAUCUCACCACCCGCAUCAGGAUUCACCGCAUCGUCCUGUAAUGUCGCCUUCUCCGAAUUCGAAUGGUCUAAUCAUAACCAACGCCGGCAGUAGCGGAGGUGAUAGCAAUCCUUGUAGGCCUCCACCCCCACUACAUCACUCUACUGCCACCAACACCAUCAUAAUCGAUGCUCCUCCGCAUUCCGCGGUGUCUAGUAGUAAACAGCAUUUGCCCCCACCUCCGGCAACGCUUAUGGUGGCUCAGCAACAACAGCAGCAACAUCAUCAUCACCAUCACCAUCAGUCGCAACAUCAGCAUCAACAGCAACAGCACCACGUGACAUCGAUGCAGCCUCCACCCCCACCACCCCCACAGGGUGCCGGUAGUGGCAGCAUGGGUGGGAAUGGUGGUGGCGGCAUGAUGCCCAAGAUGAAGAGCGCUCACGAGGAGCCUUCUAGUUCGAUGCCUGAUUUAGAGUUUGACGGAACCACCGUAUUGUGCCGAGUGUGUGGUGACAAAGCUUCCGGCUUCCACUACGGUGUACAUUCCUGCGAAGGCUGCAAGGGCUUCUUCAGGCGCUCGAUUCAGCAGAAAAUUCAGUAUCGCCCUUGUACUAAAAACCAGCAGUGUAGUAUACUACGAAUAAACCGUAAUCGCUGUCAGUAUUGUAGGCUGAAAAAAUGCAUCGCUGUUGGAAUGAGCCGCGACGCGGUCAGAUUUGGUCGAGUGCCGAAACGCGAGAAGGCCCGCAUCCUGGCGGCCAUGCAGCAAAGUACGCAAAACCGAGGGAACCAGCGGGCACUGGCCACCGAACUAGACGACCAGCCCCGUCUCUUGGCUGCCGUUCUGCGAGCGCACAUGGAUACGUGUGAGUUUACCCGCGAAAAGGUUACUUCAAUGCGGCAACGUGCUCGCGAUUGUCCUUCGUACUCCAUGCCUACUCUGGCUUGCCCACUCAACCCGGCGCCAGAACUUCAAUCGGAACAGGAGUUUAGUCAACGCUUUGCCCAUGUUAUUCGUGGCGUGAUCGACUUUGCCGGCAUGAUUCCCGGCUUCCAAAUACUGACCCAGGACGAUAAGUUCACCCUGUUGAAGGCCGGCUUGUUCGAUGCGCUUUUUGUGCGUCUGAUUUGCAUGUUCGACUCACAGAUCAAUUCGAUCAUCUGUCUGAAUGGGCAGGUGAUGCGCCGUGAUACGAUUCAGAAUGGUGCCAACGCACGUUUCCUGGUCGAUUCGACGUUCAACUUUGCCGAACGGAUGAACUCGAUGAAUCUGACGGACGCGGAAAUCGGUCUAUUCUGUGCCAUCGUGUUAAUAACGCCCGACCGACCAGGACUGCGGAAUGUGGAAUUGAUUGAGAGGAUGUACUCCAAGCUGAAGGCUUGUCUGCAGUCGAUCGUAUCGCAAAACCGGCCCGAUAAGCCGGAAUUCAUGCAGGAACUGCUGCGAACACUUCCGGACCUAAGGACGCUGAGCACCUUGCAUACGGAGAAGUUGGUUGUGUUCCGAACAGAACACAAAGAGCUACUGCGGCAACACAUGUGGAACGCUGAAGAAGAGCUCGCAAAGAGUCCCAGCUCGAACACGUGGAGCUGCGAUGGCAAUAAUGUGGAAGACAUGGCUAAGAGUCCGAUGGGUUCGGUAUCCAGUACGGAGUCGGCAGAAACCACCUCAGACUACUCUCAUACACCUUCAUCACUCAGCGCUUCGGCACCCCUGUUGGCUGCUACUCUGUCCGGUCAGUGUCCUAUUCGCCAUCGGGCAAGUUCCGGUUCGUCGGCUGAGGAUGAUAUCAUUGGUGGAACGGCGCAUCUGGCGCAGAACGGUUUGACCAUUACUCCAGUUAUCCGAUCGGUUGGAACCCAUCACGUCCGAUACCGAAAGUUGGACUCUCCCACCGAUUCCGGCAUUGAGUCCGGAAACGAGAAGCACGACCACAAACCAGUCAGCAGUGGAUCGUCGUCUUGUUCGAGUCCACGAUCUUCAUUGGAGGAUCAAUCGGACGAUAAACGCCACAUUGUGGAGAAUAUGCCCGUUCUGAAGCGUGUCCUACAGGCACCACCACUGUACGAUACCAACAGUCUAAUGGACGAAGCGUACAAACCACACAAGAAGUUCCGUGCGAUGCGCCAACGGGAAAGUGAAGCCGAACCUGCUCCAAGCUCAUCCUCUUCGUCUACAAUCACUCUUUCAUCACAUUCACCUAAACCAUCGUCCAGCUCGUCACAAUCGGUGGUCUCGUCGCAUUGUAGCAGUAUGGGAGCAGCGCAAUCUCCCUCUCCUCAGCAGCCCCAAUCCCAGUUGCAUAUGCAUUUAACGAGGCCGCUGAAUCAAUCACCACACCAAAGCCUUCACCACCAUCAUCAUCAACAACAUCACUCGGCGACACCUCCCGCCAGCCAUCAGUCGUCUUCCCUAUCCAGCACGCACUCGGUGCUGGCAAAAUCCCUCAUGGAACAACCCACUAUGACACCGGAACAGAUGAAACGUUCCGACAUCAUCCACAACUACAUCAUGCGAGAAUCGCAACACGCUCAUCAAAAUCAGCACCACUCCGAAGCGCAGGGUCCGUACCGGAGUGGCCUCCUAGUAUGUAGUCCACGAUCCUCAUCCGUCUCACCGUUAACCUCGAGCAGUAGUAGUAGCAGUAGCUCAUCUUCCUCCGGAAGUGGAUGCCCAUUCUCAUCCAACGGCAGCAACAGUAGGUGGCAGAGUGGUCCAACGAGUGUCAUCACCACAACCCGCCAGCAAACUCCUUCCCCAUCGCUCAAUUCCACCGGAAGUGCUGACACUUCCUCCUCUUCCAGUACCGCCACCAGCAGUACUAGCAUCCGCUACUUCCAGUCACCACAUUCAACAUCGAUCUCCCCGCCGAUGACCGCCAUGGCACAGCAAGCCUGCAGCACCACCACCGGCUCCAUUGGAUCUCCACAGUCCGUGGUGACGGCACCCUCUCCCUCCCCUCGUUUGAUCGAGCUUCAAGUGGACAUUGCCGGUGGUUCCUCCACUUCCGGUACCACCGAUGCCCCACUAAACCUGUCGAAAAAAUCUCCCUCGCCUUCACCUGCCCGCCACGGAAUGCAUCCUUCUGCAAGCACCUCCUCCUCCUCAACCACCACCAUCCACAAGGUGCUACUGGAAGCGUAAGCUACAACAACAACAACAACUACUACUACUAGUACUACUACAUACUAAGUGAGAGACACGAAAACUACUAAAACACAAGCAGUAAAAGAGGCAGAUCAGUUUACACAACUGUACAAAGUUUAAACCCGUAAGAGUAGUAACUAUUUCUAGGUACGGAUAGAGUUUUAUAAAAAUCGGUUGCGCGCCACGGGGAGGAGGCACCGUGUGCAAAUUACUAUGAAGAGCAUUGAUAUUUUACUAAGCAAAACCUAAAAAAACAAACGAGGAUCUCUAUUUUUCCUCCUCCUACGGGCGCGCAUCGGAGGACGGUUAGGAGCGAGCUGGCUGGCUGGCUGGCCAGAAGCAACAAUCAGAUUCCCUCCCGUUGUAUUGUUUUGGAUGGAAAGGAUGAUGCACGUGUAGUUGGGAGACAAACAAUAAUCUAAACAAGCCAAACAGGAAGACAUUGCGUUUUUAGUGGAUAGGAGACACUGACACACCCAAAAAAAAAAGAGAGAUAAGAAGAAGCAAAACAUUGUAAUGUUCCAAUUAUUAGCAUGAUUGAAUUCAAUCAGAGUGUAGUACUCAGAAACGGAAAAGUAAUAAUGAGACAAACAAAUCGAAGAAUUUAUCAAGGAAAACCUACCAGGGGAAACUAGGAAAACAAGAUAGAUUUGAAAACUGCAUGGCAUUCAAUUUGAUACGGGAUGGUUGGAGGGGUUUGCAAUCUUUUUUUUUCUUUUCUUUUCUUUUUGUAAAUAGUUGAAAUUGAGACAAAACGGAAUUUACAAAGUUUGAUAGGUGAUGAGGCAAUUCCAAAUUUUACCAAACACCGUCUUUUUCGACAGUGCAUGCAUGAGACAUAAAAGAAGACAAAAACAAAACGAAAGCUGGAUUAUGAUGGCAAACGAAAGUGAGAUCAGACAUUGUUUUUAAGCGCAGAGAUGAAUGAGGUUAGGAGCAAGAAACAUAACCGUACUUUAAAAACACAAAGAAAAAGUGAAAUUAUCAAUCCGUUCUAAAAACCCUUAUUUCACAGCAGAAAAAAAGAAGCAGAUAAUUUAAAACUACUUUUAAAAUAAAGUAUAAAAAAGAAAAUAAAAAUCCAAACAACGGCGACGACCCGCUUGUCUUGGGAACAAAAAUCAAGCUGAAAAUUGUACAUAGUGUAAUUAGAUUAUUACUAUUUUUUUUUAAUUAAACGUGCAGAUUUUUAUUUAUUGAAACAUUUGCUUAUUAUCUUCCUUAUUAUUCUUUAUUAAGUGUCCUUUACGUUUUCCUAAUCUUUUGUAAAUAGCUAAUCAAAAUGUUAAGGUUAGAAACACACAUACACACACGAGACCAAGUUUUAAUUUAAAACAAAACCAUUUUAAUUGAACGUUAGUUUCUUUUCGUAUCACCUAUAAUUAUGAUUUUUUUUUAAUGAAGCAACAAAAACCUUUAUCAAACAGUAAGACAUAAGAAUCAAUGUUUUAAAACACAAGUAAACAAGAGAAUGAAUUAAGUUUGAAAAACUUGAACGAAAGCAAGCGCAUGGUACACACAGUGAAGUGGUUCUAUCAAUUUAUACUUCUACUGACGGCGAGUGCGUGUAUGCUUGUGUGUCGGGCAAAGACAUGCAAUCGAAUGAAUGAGCUGCGUGAGUGCGAAAUACAAAUGGAUAAUAACUACAUACACGAAAACAGAAACAAAUCGUCAAAAUGUGCAACAGUAAAAGAAAACAGAAGAAAACAACCCUACAAGUGUAAGGAGGAAGUUUCUAGGUUUAGGAGUAUAGCUGUAUAACAUUAAAACAGAGAAUAAAGAGAAUGAAAAAAACAAAAAUCAAUUGAAAUUGAAAAAAAAAACAGUGCAUGAGCCAGAAAGCGAAUGAGAAAAAAUCCAAACAAAAAAAAAAAGAGCAAAAAAACCCUAAAUUCAUAUUAUUGUAUUGAGAACAAAAAACCUAUAAA
Messenger RNA from Ochlerotatus camptorhynchus, 6902 nucleotides. RefSeq names its product Ecdysone-induced protein 75B (gene Eip75B). NCBI's taxonomy places the organism in Eukaryota, Metazoa, Arthropoda, Insecta, Diptera, Culicidae. The record is from RefSeq and is a predicted model, not a curated record. Gene Ontology annotation, molecular function: RNA polymerase II cis-regulatory region sequence-specific DNA binding; zinc ion binding; nuclear receptor activity. Gene Ontology annotation, biological process: positive regulation of transcription by RNA polymerase II; cell differentiation; hormone-mediated signaling pathway. The coding region runs from base 1510 to 4971 and encodes 1153 amino acids. The transcript is spliced from 6 exons.